AUGGUACGGGAGCAGUACACCACGACGACGCCGGGCACUAGCCUGCAGGGGCCAAACAACGAGUAUGUCUACAAAAUCGGGAUCUACGGCUGGAGAAAGCGCUGCCUCUACCUGCUCGUCCUGCUUCUGCUCAUCAUUUUGGUUGUGAACUUUGCGCUGACUAUCUGGGUCCUCAGAGUGAUGUGGUUCAAUCCGGAAGGAAUGGGACUAUUGAAAGUCACUAAAGAUGGGCUUCGACUAGAAGGAGAGUCUGAAUUUCUAUUCCCGCUGUACGCCAAAGAAAUUCACUCCAGAACAGACUCAUCCCUGCUUCUGCAUUCAUCUCAGAACAUCAUGGUCGAUGCCCGUGACAUGAACGGGAAUGUGACGGCCAGACUAACCGUAGGUCCAAAAGCAGUCCAAGCCCAUGGACAGCAGUUUGAGAUCAUCUCCAACGAGGGGAAAAUGCUUUUCUCUGCCAAUGAAAACGAGGUGGUGGUCGGGGCAGACAAACUUCGUGUAACAGGCCCUGAAGGUGCUCUCUUUGAGCACUCUGUGGAAACGCCGCUUGUCAAAGCAGAUGCAUUCAAGCAGCUCAGGCUGGAAUCGCCAACACGUUCCCUGAGCAUGGACGCCCCCAAAGGGGUUUACAUCAAAGCACAGGCUGGGAACAUCGAGGCUGCUUCUCAGAUGGACAUCGUGUUGCACACAAGCGAAGGAAUGCUGGUACUGGAUUCUGAGACUGUGCGCCUGCCCAGGCUUCCUCGAGGUUCAAGGGGAGUGCCCGGGAAUUCUCAGGGACUUUACGAAGUGUGCGUUUGCCCAGAUGGAAAGCUGUACCUGUCAGUGGCGGGUGAGGGCUCCACGUGCCACGAAUACAGCGCGUGCUAGUGACUCAUCCCUGAAACCCAUUACCUGGAGGCCUUUGCACUGGGAACUGUGGAAUAUUUCACUGCUAAUAUCUGUCAAUGUUAAACACAAACAUGUUUCCAUCCAGGAGGAGUCACAAAGAAGAAGCUACAAAGGACUGUUCCUCAAGUCUUUUUAUUUCUGAGCUGAUGCUAAAUAGGCGUUCCGUAUCGAAGAGCACAAACAGCUGAAAGAAAACUGCCAGCAGGACAGAAGAGGGGUCCUUGUUUAUAGGGUUCCAGUGGCAAAACGGCUUUGAAUUGUAAUGUGGGGAAAAACACAUGCAUCCUUGAGUAUUAUACUAGAGAUUCCGUAUCAAUGUUUUCUACUCCCGCUGUCUAUUGACUGCUGAUGUGCACUGUUAAUACAAAAUGCCAUCACGAGAUUUGACUUUCAGGACCUUUUCUUACCCAACAGUGUGCUGUUGCUGGGUCACUUGUAGCUGGUAACAGCUUUCCUUCUAUGCAAUACUGUACAAGUUGUUUUGUUUUUCUUCCUUGCAAUAACACACAUGCUUGUUUUUCUCUUGUGUGAAUUUCAUAUCAUCUGUCAUAUACUCAGAACUAGUUUGGAAGAUGUUGUGUGGGGGUUAUUUAGUUUCAUGUUAUUUUUUCCUAGCUGUGCUUUAGAAACUACAGAGCCCUUGUAUUUAGAGGUUGGUUGUGAUUGAUUUUGAUGUUUGUAACCAUUAGAAAUAUUUCCCGUAGUAAACGCCUCGAUACAUAAAGAAAGCGUGGUAAAGGAUAAAUAAGCAUUGUAAAGCACAGAGAGGUAUGGUAAAGGAUAGGUAAGCAUUGUAAAGCACAGAGAGGUAUGGUAAAG
Polyodon spathula (Mississippi paddlefish) is the source of this 1710-nucleotide messenger RNA. It is a transcript of the gene sgcg, whose product is annotated as sarcoglycan, gamma. The transcript has 7 exons. Gene Ontology annotation, biological process: heart contraction; cardiac muscle tissue development. Gene Ontology annotation, cellular component: sarcoglycan complex; sarcolemma. Bases 1 to 870 code for a protein of 289 amino acids. The record is from RefSeq and is a predicted model, not a curated record. Lineage: Eukaryota; Metazoa; Chordata; Actinopteri; Acipenseriformes; Polyodontidae.